UUGGGGCGGGCUCGGCGCCGGCGCCUCCCUCCAGCAGCGGGAACCCGCUCGCAGCCCCAGCGAAGGUUAUCUCGGUCAGGACCGGUUAGCGCCGGUCGCCCAGGCGAAGGGGGUGUGCGCGGGAAAGGCGGAGUCCGCCGGGGGAAGACCCCACCUCCGGAGAGAUGACAGAGCCAGUCAAGAGAGCGCAGCGCGGCUGCCGCUGCCUCAUACCCACUCGGCGGUGUGCGCUCCGCUGCUGCGUCUCCCUCAGCCUCCCGCCGCCGCCGCCGCCAUGCGAGAUUACGACGACAUCAUCGCCUUCCUGGGCGAGUGGGGCCCCUUCCAGCGCCUCAUCUUCUUCCUGCUCAGCGCCAGCAUCAUCCCCAACGGCUUCAACGGCAUGUCCGCCGUCUUCCUGGCCGGCACCCCCGAGCACCGGUGCCGGGUGCCGGCCAGCGCCAACCUGAGCCGCGAGUGGCUCAACGCCAGCAUCCCGCUGGAGGAGCGCGGCGGGCGGCAGGUCCCGCAGCGCUGCCGCCGCUACAGCCUGGAGGCCCUGGCCAACUUCUCCGCCCGCAACCUGGUGCCCGGGCGGGACGUCAACCUCAGCCAGGUGGAGCAGGAGAAGUGCCUGGACGGCUGGGAGUACAGCCGAGAGCCCUACCUCUCCACCAUCGUCAGCGAGUGGAAUCUGGUGUGUGAUGAUGACUGGAAAACCCCCUUAACUACAUCAUUGUUCUUUGUGGGUGUGCUGCUUGGAUCCUUUGUAUCAGGACAGCUCUCAGACAGGUUUGGCAGAAAGUCUAUUCUAUUUGCAACUAUGGCUGUGCAGACAGGUUUCAGCUUCCUGCAGAUCUUCUCAACCAGCUGGGAAAUGUUCACAGUUCUUUUUGUUCUAGUUGGCAUGGGACAGAUUUCAAACUACGUUGUGGCCUUCAUAUUAGGCACAGAAAUUCUUGGCAAAUCAGUUCGUAUUAUAUUCUCUACAUUAGGAGUUUGCAUAUUUUUUGCAAUUGGCUACAUGUUGCUGCCACUAUUUGCUUACUUCAUCAGAGAAUGGCGGAUGCUGCUACUGGCUCUUACUGUACCUGGGGUUUGCUGCGUUCCACUGUGGUGGCUCAUUCCUGAGUCUCCCCGGUGGUUGAUCUCUCAAGGAAGAUUUGAAGAAGCUGAAAUUAUUAUUCGAAAGGCUGCCAAAAUAAAUGGUGUUCCAGCCCCAGCAAUACUUAUAGAUCCUGUGGAGAUACAAGAUAUGAAGGCCAAGCAGCAGCAAGGAUUACUUCUGGACUUGUUCAGAACCCGAAAUAUUGCAACUAUCACUGUGUUUUCUCUUCUCUUGUGGAUGUUUACAUCUAUUGGCUACUUUGGCUUGUCACUCAACACCCCCAAUCUACAUGGAGAUGCCUACCUCAAUUGUUUCCUGUCAGCAGUAAUUGAGGUUCCAGCCUAUGUGAUUGCUUGGCUUCUGCUCCGAACCUUACCUCGGCGUUAUUCAAUAGCUGGCACCCUUUUCUUGGGUGGAGGAGUUAUUCUGUUCAUUCAACUGGUACCUCCAAACCUCAACCUCCUGUCUGUUAUCUUGGUGAUGUUGGGAAAAUUUGGCAUCACGUCUGCCUUCUCUAUGCUUUAUGUUUACACCGCAGAGCUCUAUCCAACCAUAGUAAGAAACAUGGCCGUAGGUGCCACCUCCAUGUCAUCCCGUGUGGGCAGCAUCAUUGCUCCUUACUUUGUUUACCUUGGUGCCUAUGAUAGAUAUCUACCUUAUAUCGUCAUGGGCAGUCUGACUGUGCUGAUAGGGAUUCUCACCCUGUUCCUCCCAGAGAGUUAUGGGAAUCCUCUGCCAGAGACGUUUGAAGAGAUGCUGCGAGUUAAAGGAUUCAGAAAUAGAAAGCACACCUACAAAAUAGGGAGUUCAAAGCAGAGUGAACUGAACUCCAGGACUAUGAGAACAUCGUUGUGAUCAUAUAUCUUUGCCUUUUACUGAAAUCUCCUGUUUAUUUUCAGAUUCAGAAAUAGAAAGCACACCUACAAAAUAGGGAGUUCAAAGCAGAGUGAACUGAACUCCAGGACUAUGAGAACAUCGUUGUGAUCAUAUAUCUUUGCCUUUUACUGAAAUGAACAACCAGGACUUGUUAAAUUGCAACUAUGAAGAUAAAUGAAAAAAUUAUUUACCAUACUAGGCAGCAGUUGUCCUAAUAAUCUCAUGUUUCAGAACACUGGUGUACCAAAUGUGUGGGUUUUUAUGCUAAGUCAUUGUCAGCAUGUAUAAAGCUCCUCCAUCUUUUUUUUCUUUCUUUUUUUGUGCCUUGGUUUUGGGGUUUGUUUUGUGAAGCCUUGAGCACUUUUUUUCAUCUCCUUGGGAUUUAUGUAGUACUGUAUGUACAUUUUAAGAGCAGGCCAUCAAUGAUGGUUGGACGAAGUAGAGGUAAUUACUGUAGAAUCUUCAGUUGUACUUGAUGGCACAUCAAGCUGCCCUGAAUCCCAUAUUUCACUUUCAAAAGGCCCUUAAAUAGCUGGAUAGAUUGUUUUAAGGAAAUAAAUGGUACUGAAAUUAAUGGAGCUGUUACCAGGAAGUACUUUGAGAACCAAGCUUCAUUUUCUUACACUAACUGGAAAAUCUUGAAAAGGAACAGAAUUUUAGUAGACAACACUUUAUCCCCAAUAAAUCAUAGAUGUAAAAUUUUAAAGCCAUUUUUGAAAAUAGAUGCAUUCUCUUUAGAGUCUAUGUCAUUGUCAGGAGGUUUGUACAGAAAGCAGUACUGUAUAUCAAAGUACUUGCAAGUUUUAUUCACUUCAAUGAAGCCCAGGCCCGGCAGUGUUUCUGGAGACUGGGCCUUGCAAAAAAAUUUGACAGUGCAACCGUGGCUGCAAACCUAUAUACAUUUGUUUGAGAGCAAGGCCAAUUGACCCCUUGGACUUAUUUCAGAAUAGAUAUAUAUAGGCUUCAGCUGAAAGCUUGCAAGUUGCAUUUCCUAUUGUUAUGCCAAACACUCUUAUUCCUCCUAAGUACCUAGCAAAUAAAAGUUAGUUCAAUAUAAUUGCUAAAUUAAAUUUUCUGUAGCAGAUAAGAUUAUUGGAACUGCAUACAAACCAACAUUUACAGAGAGACACUGGUUUUUCUGGGACCAGUACUACUGAAAACCAGAUCUUAGGUUGCACUUGUGCCAUUCUGCCACAGAAAUCCAUUGUGAAGCUGGAAUCUUCUAAUUUUUUAUAUUAUGCACACUGUAAAUUUCUAUAUUUAGGACAAAGUAGAAGAAGUAUUUAAGUAAGGGAAGACUUCAUUACCUAAAACACGUUUUGUUGUUUCCUUAAGAGAUUUUGAGCACAUUUUCUGCUGAGAAAUGAAUAUUGGUGAGAGAGUUAACAAGUCAGGUAUUGAUUGACAUUGAGAUUUGUGCCAAGUAAAGUUCAUGUAUAGAUGGCAAUUACCCACUUAACAGUGAAAUUAUCUGCUUGGAAUAUAUAUUAGAUAAUCUCCUGGUUUGUUGCCUCAGAAUGAACAAUUUCCUAGUGCAGAUUUUGAGGACCUAGCCAUAUAUACUAGCAGCCCUUUUGGGGGAAUACCAUGGUGUGUCUGCUUCCAUACUGCAACUUCCACAAAAUACAGUCCAGCUGAACUUAGAAGGAUCAAAGACCGAAGUAGAGGGACCUUCCUUGUCUAUUUUUAAAGCCUAAACUUACCAAUGCACCAGAACUCCACAGUAUAUCGUUGCUAUGUUUUAAAUAUGGUUAGAACCUGCUUCAUGACAUCACAUCUAAUCCAUAAUGGCAGGGAAUGUGGCAAGGUGAUCCUGUUUUGCAGGUUCUUGGCACCCAGUUCUCUAAAGGACUAUAAAGAUCUGGUGCACCACAUUCUAUAUGGGUGAUCACUGCCCUUCUUUAAACAGCAGGGGAGCAGCUGGCUAUGCCAGAGUACUUAAAUGGAAACACCUUUCUGAUUUUGCAAGUGGCCUAACAAAUGUUAUUAAUGUUGCAAGCCCAAUAUUUCACCAUUGCAAAAUUAGCCAGUUUUUUUCAGAAACAAUUUUAUUUGCCAUAUGAAAGCCUAUACCAUUGAUACACCAUUGUGCCAAAACAAGGUACUCCUUUAUUUUCUGUGCAUUAUGUAUGUGUACUUUUCUGGGGGGGGGGGUUGCCACAAAAAAUAUCCCUAGCCCCAUGUGUAGCAUGGCUUGGUUGUCUUGGUUGCUGGUAAGGUGGCCAGUUUCUGAGCCAGAGACUGUAGUCGUUGCUUUUAUAUGUAAAUAUUUGGCAACAUUGUUUCAUGGUCUUGCUCUGCAGCAGAAAUUCCAAAUGCAGUCUUUCUGAUUAGGUUUUAUAUAUAUAUAUAUAUAUGGAGCUCUUGAUCCUAAUAGAUUUCUCAGCACACUCUUAACAUCUGCAAAGGAUAAAAUUGUUUACAUGCAGUUUGGCAAUAUGUACCAUGGCAUCUUUUUAUGUAUAUAUUUUAUACAAAAAUAAUGGAUUCUUAUUCUGUUUUACACUGUUGUAACUGUCACUAUUUCUAACAUAUACACUUUAAUAUCUCUCUAUAUAUAUUGUGGUAUUUUUGUGGAAGACUUUGUUUUGCCAGUGUUUCUGUAACAAUUUAAAGUUCUCUCAAUUUUUAAUUGGGCAAAUUCCAAUAUAGCUCCUUAGGCAGUGCUUUUAAAAAAUCUUUUGGAAUCUUAAAACAUGAAGCUGCACUUUCUAGAGGAUUGUGAUGUGAUAUAAAAUAAAGGCCUUUUCAAAGGGACCAGUUCUGUAAAGAUUCCCCCAAUAUUGCUUGAUUUGACUAAAAGCUAUUUGGGUAUAUUUGCCUUUUAAAGCAUGGGUGAUGGUUUCAUAGAUAAUGAGAUCAGUUAUGUUACUAAAAGCUGUGACUGUCAGGGUCUGCUUGCUGCCAUGCAACACGGCUACUGGUCUGGAGAGAUUUUAUUUAGUAACUACAUACAGUAUGUGGUUGAAGAAACCCACCGUAACAUUUCUAUGUGCUUUGCUAUAAAAACUGUAGGGGCUUGGGGACUGGAAUGAAUUUUUAUACUAAGUCUUUACAGUAUUGAUCCUAGAAAGAGUUGCUUUUACAAGGAAAAUGUACAUUCUCUGCCAAAUGAUGAUUCCUCUCAGGGAUUUGCCAGGUGGUAUCUGCAGUAGUCCAAAGAUUGUGAAAGAAAGAAGGAUCAAGAUGGAGAGACUUCUGUUGUUGGCACCUUAUUUUUCUUUUCUUUUUUUUUUUCCUUACUGUAAAUCUUCCAGAAGGUUCUGGCAAAAGCUUUAAUUUACUUUUGUGGGACUAUUCUAUCUUUUUAUUACAGGGCUGUACAACUUUGACCCACUUGGCAAAACACAGCCAACCAGCAGCUUAAUCUGCCUGUUUUUGCUGCCUGCCUGGGAUGGCGCAAACUAUAAAGAUAACAGGCUCCUAGUAGGCUGUGUAUGGCUCUGCGGUCACAGAUUUAAGUUGUGCAGGCCUGUUCAGCUGCAAUCUUUGUAAAGUGCCUGCUGGUCAGGUUGGGCCCAGGAUAGUUCUUUAUUAGAAGGGAGAAAUGUUUGAUCAAAGUAUUUCUAACAACCUGAGUGGAAGUCUCCCUUUUCUAAGACCUCACCUAGCUGCUGUCUGAGAUGCCCCUCUCCUUUCCAUGUUAUAUCUGAAUAAUGUAUACACUGUUGAGAUCUACAAAUGUUUUGUGUGUGAUUUUUAAAAUGUGCUAUGCAUCACCAUGUAGCAGUUGCCUCUUUAUUUUUCCAUAUUGGCAGGAAAAAAAGAAAUACAAUUGCACUGACCAGUUUCCUCUAGGUAUUAAAAAAAAUUCUCUUUCUAAGAUAUGGUUGCAAGACCAAAAACACACACACAAAAAACGCUGUGUAAAUACUCAGAUAUUGUGUUAAGUAAGUGGGACAAUGAGAGAAACAAACCAGUACGAAUGUCCUCACCUGAAAAUGGAAGAACUAGUAUGAAUUUGCACUGAAUAAUAUAGAUAGACCUGUCAGUAUGAAGCAUUACUCUAACUGGUUCUAGUAAAGGCACUACAGUUACUGUUCCACCAUGUUCUCAACCUUUGUUGCAUGUUCUUUGGUAUAAUAAAUAAAUAAUAAAGCCACAAAAUAAAGCUACUGUGAUUACCA
This is a messenger RNA of Podarcis muralis (Common wall lizard), 6090 nucleotides long. The record is from RefSeq and is a predicted model, not a curated record. Lineage: Eukaryota; Metazoa; Chordata; Lepidosauria; Squamata; Lacertidae.